This is a messenger RNA of Chanos chanos (milkfish), 4530 nucleotides long. Its product is annotated as copper-transporting ATPase 1-like. Gene Ontology annotation, molecular function: copper ion binding; ATPase-coupled monoatomic cation transmembrane transporter activity; ATP hydrolysis activity. Gene Ontology annotation, biological process: monoatomic cation transport. The record is from RefSeq and is a predicted model, not a curated record. Lineage: Eukaryota; Metazoa; Chordata; Actinopteri; Gonorynchiformes; Chanidae. Gene Ontology annotation, cellular component: membrane. The coding region runs from base 1 to 4530 and encodes 1509 amino acids. The transcript has 22 exons.
AUGGCACUGAAGACAAACCUAUUUUCCGUUACUCUGAGUGUGGAGGGAAUGACCUGUGGCUCCUGUGUCCAGUCAAUAGAGCAGCGAAUCGGUGGCUUCCCUGGAGUUGUCCGUAUUAAGGCUUCCCUGGAGCUGAAAAAUGCCACUGUGGUGUUUGACCAAGCUCUUCAGAGCAAAGAAUCCUUGGCUGAAGCUAUUGAAGAUAUGGGGUUUGAAUGCACCUUAACUGAGACUACCACGGCAACACCAGUCCCCUUAGAGACAAAGUUUUUCUCCACAACAGGCACAAUCACAGAGCAGGCACUAAGCCGACUGUCUCAGCUACAGGGUGUCACAGCGACGCGGGAGAGCAGUGAUAAAAGGGGUCUGUCGAUCACGUACACUCCAUCUUUGAUCGGCGAGGAGCGGAUUAGUGAGGAACUGAGCUGCCUGAACCCUGAGCCGUCGUCCAGCCCAGUUCACAGUCCCCAGGAGGGAACCACACGUAACCCCAGCGGGGUGGAGAUGGUGAAAAUGCGGGUUGAUGGCAUGGUCUGUCUGUCCUGCACCACCACCAUUGAGGGAAAGAUUGGGAAACUCAAGGGGAUUGAGAAAAUAAAAGUUUCUCUAGAAUCCCAGGAAGCCACAAUACUGUACUUGCCUUACCUCAUAUCUGUGGAUGAGAUUGUUACCAAGAUCGAUGUGGCGGGUUUCAAGGCCUUUGUCAAAUCGAAGCCUCGUCAGAUACAGCUGUCGCCUGAGGUGGAGCGUUUGUUAAGCGCUCCGAAUCAGACUUCCUCUUCACCAGUGGACAGCGCCUCAGGACAGACCGAAGACAUCCCAGCUACGGCUUUAUUUAAAGUGACAGGGAUGCACUGUAAUUCUUGUGUCGUUAACAUCCAGGACAAUACGGUCAAACUGCAGGGGGUGAGCUCAGUGGAGGUGUCUUUAGAGAAGGGUCAAGCUUCUGUAAUGUACAACCUGAAACUUAUCUCUACAGCAGAGCUACAGAAGGCUAUUGAGGCCUUGCCACCCGGAAACUUUAGAGUUCAGCUGAUCAGCCCAGACAGCCAAGCACAGAUGGCUCAUCUUACUACAGCCCUGUUCUCCCCAACCGAACCCACCUUCCUGCAGCCCCUGUCUGCUGUGGUGGACAUCCAUAUUGAGGGUAUGACCUGUGGCUCCUGUGUCCAGUCUAUCGAAGGUGUCAUCUCCCAACAGAAAGGCGUUAGAUCAGCGCUGGUUUCACUCGCCAAUCACAAAGGGACUUUUGAGUACGAUCCUCUGGUCACCUCACCGGAAGAGCUUCGUAAAGCCAUUGAGGAGAUGGGCUUUGAUGCCCUCUUGCCUGAAACGAAUUCUUUAGUGCCACAGGCAGCGUGUAGACCUUUAUCUGGGUGUUACUCUGUGACAUCUUCCGUUUUGCCUGCUGCGAAAGACAAACAGCUGGAAGGUGACUUAGAACCAGGCUCUAACGGAGUCAGAGGAGAUUCACAAGCCUCAGAGACACAUUCCAAAUGUUUUAUCCAAAUUGGAGGGAUGACCUGUGUCUCUUGUGUUAACAACAUUGAAAGAAAUCUCAAAAACGAGAAUGGGAUAUACUCAGUGUUGAUUGCACUAAUGGCUAGUAAAGCAGAAGUUCGUUACAAUCCCAGUGUCAUUGAUCCAUUGAGGAUAGCAGAAUGUAUCAGAGAGCUUGGCUUCACCGCCACUGUCAUGGAGAAUCAUGAAGGCUCCGAUGGAAACCUGGAGCUUGUGGUCAGGGGAAUGACCUGUGCCUCCUGCGUUCACAAAAUUGAAUCUAACCUGACAAAACAGAAGGGGAUCCUUUAUACCUCUGUUGCCCUGGCAACCAGUAAAGCCCACAUUAAAUAUGACCAAGAUUUGAUUGGCCAUCGAGAUAUAAUCAGACUGAUUGAGAACAUGGGUUUUGAUGCAGCGCUUGUGAAGACAGAUCACACUGGGAGUCAUUUGGAUCACAGUCGAGAAAUUAAACAGUGGCGGAAAUCUUUCUUGAUCAGCCUCCUGUUCUGCAUACCGGUCAUGGGAAUGUCGAUCUAUAUGAUCAUAGUGGAUCACCAGAUCAACAUGGCCCACCACCACAACGCCACUGCCGAGGACAGAGAACAAUACCACUCCACCAUGUUUCUGGAGAAACAGCUCCUCCCUGGUCUGUCCAUUAUGAACCUCCUGUCCCUUGUCUUCUGUGUCCCUUUGCAGUUCAUUGGAGGCCGACACUUCUACAUUCAGGCGUACAAAGCCGUCAAGCACAGAACAGCCAACAUGGAUAUGCUUAUAGUUCUGGCAACCUCCACAGCUUUCACUUAUUCUGUGGUAAUUCUGAUGGUUGACAUGGUGGAGAAGGCAAAGGUUAAUCCAGUCACCUUUUUUGAUACACCUCCCAUGCUCUUUGUCUUCAUUGCCCUGGGCAGAUGGCUGGAGCAGAUAGCAAAGAGUAAGACCUCAGAAGCCUUGUCCAAGCUGAUGUCUCUACAGGCCACUGAAGCCACGAUUGUAACACUGAAUGAUGACAAGUCCAUUUUGAGUGAGGAGCAGGUGGAUGUAGAGCUGGUACAGAGGGGUGAUGUAGUGAAAGUGGUGCCAGGUGGCAAGUUCCCGGUGGAUGGACGAGUUAUCAAGGGCCACUCUAUGGCAGAUGAAUCUCUCAUCACGGGUGAGUCCAUGCCUGUUACUAAGAGGCCUGGCAACAUGGUUAUUGCCGGCUCCAUCAACCAGAACGGCUCUUUGCUCAUCAGUACCACCCAUGUGGGUAUGGACACCACCCUCUCUCAGAUCAUUAAACUGGUGGAGGAAGCUCAGACAUCAAAGGCUCCUAUCCAGCAGUUUGCAGAUAAGAUCAGUGGUUACUUUGUCCCAUUCAUCGUGGCAGUCUCUGUGCUCACUCUCAUUGGAUGGAUGUCAGCUGGAUUUGUAAACUUUCCACUGCUUCAGAAAUACUUCCCUAGGUAUUAUAAGAGCAUCUCAAAGGCAGAGGCGGUCAUUCGCUUUGCCCUCCAGGCCUCCAUUACUGUUCUGUGCAUUGCCUGCCCCUGCUCACUGGGCCUGGCAACCCCAACUGCUGUCAUGGUAGGGACUGGAGUUGGUGCACAGAAUGGCAUCCUUAUCAAAGGGGGAGGGCCUCUGGAGAUGGCACACAAGAUUCAGUCCGUUGUGUUCGAUAAAACUGGUACCAUCACAUACGGAGCUCCAAAAGUGGUUCAGGUGAAACUGGUUGUGGAAGGGAACCGUAUUCCUCGCUCUAGACUUCUGGCCAUAAUCGGAACAGCAGAAAACAACAGUGAACACCCACUGGGUGUAGCCAUCACCAAGUACUGUAAACAGGAGUUGGCUACAGAGUCUUUGGGUGCCUGCAGUGAUUUUCAGGCAGUACCUGGUUGUGGAAUUAAGUGUCAGGUCAGUAACUUGGAGAACCUGGUGAGACAUGAGGACAGCGACAGUGAGGAGAACCAGCGCAAUGCCGUCCUGAUCCAAAUCAGCGAUACCAGAACCAGCUCUAAUUCCCACCCUCUCAUAAUGGAUCCACAACCUCUCAGUCUGGUGCAGUCGGCGGCGUAUACGAUACUGAUCGGGAACAGGGAGUGGAUGAGGAGGAAUGCAAUACAGAUCGGAGGGGAUGUAGACGAGGCCAUGGUGGAGCACGAACGCAGGGGGCGCACUGCUGUCUUGGUGGCUGUAGAUGGCGUCCUGUGUGCCAUGGUAGCUAUCGCAGAUUCAGUGAAACCAGAGGCUGAGCUGGCUGUCCACACUCUCAAUGCUAUGGGUCUAGAGGUUGUGCUUAUGACGGGAGACAACAGUAAGACUGCUCGGGCCAUUGCCGCACAGGUUGGCAUUAGGGAGGUGUUUGCAGAGGUUCUGCCCUCACACAAGGUUGCCAAAGUGGAGCAGCUGCAAAAGGCUGGCAAAUGUGUCGCCAUGGUAGGCGAUGGGGUGAACGACUCACCUGCGUUGGCCAUGGCAGACAUCGGCAUUGCCGUCGGCACAGGCAGUGAUGUUGCAAUUGAGGCUGCAGAUGUGGUUCUAAUCAGGAAUGAUCUUCUGGAUGUUGUUAGGAGCAUUGGCCUGUCUAAAAAGACUGUGAAACGCAUCCGUAUAAACUUUGUGUUUGCGCUAAUCUACAAUCUCAUCGGGAUUCCAAUAGCAGCUGGUGUGUUCAUGCCCAUUGGACUGGUGCUACAGCCUUGGAUGGGCUCUGCUGCUAUGGCUCUGUCCUCUGUCUCAGUGGUGGUCUCCUCCCUCCUACUCAAAUGUUACACUAAACCCACUGCUGAGACACUAAAGUCAAAGCUCAGCAGGCAGAGGCGCCAGGGCAGCCUAUCAGAUGUCAGCGUCCAGAUUGGAAUGGGAGAACUGCAACGUAGCUCGCUCAGACUGAGCCAUUUUGAUCGCAUUGUUGACUACAUCCGAGCCUCUAUCAGCUCCCUGUGCUCUGACAAGCAUUCUCGCAACAGCAUGGCACUUACUGAAGUGGAUGAACACUUGCUGCUAGUUGGGGAUGCACAAGGUGAAGAAGGAAAUGGUAUGACCGCAUAA